AUGACUAAUACCAGUGUACUAAUACGUGUUUGUGUUGAUGUGAACACAACAUCGGGUGUAGUGAGAGGUCUGACAGUGAAUGCAUUGAACACAAGUGUCGACCAGUUUUUGAACAUUCCUUACGCCGAACCCCCGGUCGGGAGCCUUAGGUUCGCUAAACCCGUAGCCCUUAAAGAGCCCAUAAAAGAGAUUAUAGACGGAACAGAAACUGGGAACUCGUGCUAUCAAACAGAAAAUGAAUUGUAUAAAGACUUUAUCGGAAAUUUAACACUAAGUGAGGACUGUUUGGUACUAAACGUAUGGACCCCUCACGUCAGAAGUGAUAACUCGUCAAAAGACUCACCACUAAAACCAGUGAUGUUUUGGAUUCAUGGCGGAGGUCUAGCAAUUGGAUCAUCAUUUCAAUACCAAUACAACGGCAGUGCACUGGCAGCUCAUGAUGUGGUGGUUGUGUCCAUAAACUAUAGAUUAGCUCAGUUUGGGUUCCUAUACGGUGGCGAUGAUAGGGCGCCAGGAAAUCAAGGCUUUUAUGACCAGUUAUUAGCACUCAAAUGGGUGAGAGCAAAUAUUUACAAUUUUGGAGGGGAUAGGGAUCAGAUCACUAUAUUUGGUGAGAGCGCCGGCAGUUGGUCUGUAUCUGUACAGUUAUUAUCUCCCCUAUCGAAAGGCCUGUUUAAGAGGGCUAUUAUGGAAAGUGGUGCCCAUAUGUUCAAUAAGGACAGGGAUAUCAGAACUAAAUCUGAAGUUUUAGGCGAUGCCAAGAAUUUAGCCAAACAUUUCAAUUGUAGUGAAAAUGAAUGGUUAGAGUGUUUGCAAAAAGUGGACGCAAACCACAUAAAGGAUGUUAUACUGGCAACUACAGUGGCCACACUUGAUACAGAAUACCUCCCGGUGUCGGCACACACAGCAUUUGAAACACUAAAAUUCAACAAGGAUCUGGACCUAAUGGCAGGUGUGGCCGCACACGAGGGCUCUAUGUUAUUGUAUAGUGUAUUACAACAUAUCCCACAAAACAUAACUGAAUCUGAAUUUAAGAAAUUAGCGCAAAGUUUUGACUCAUUGUUUCACGACUUAAAUGCCACCGCAAUAACCGACUUUUAUCUGGAUAAUGUCAAUAAAACUGACCCUGAGCAAGUCAAAUGGGCUCUCUAUGAUUUGUAUGGAGAUCUAAUCAUGACGUGCCCCACCUAUCAAUUUGCCAAAAACUAUGCUACACACUCGGGCGCCGGUAUAUUCAUUGAAUUCAGUGUUUGUGUUGAUGUGAACACAACAUCGGGUGUAGUGAGAGGUCUGACAGUGAAUGCAUUGAACACAAGUGUCGACCAGUUUUUGAACAUUCCUUACGCCGAACCCCCGGUCGGGAGCCUUAGGUUCGCUAAACCCGUACCCCUUAAAGAGCCCAUAAAAUUUUUGAACAUUCCUUACGCCGAACCCCCGGUCGGGAGCCUUAGGUUCGCUAAACGGCAUGGGGAAUUUCUCGGUGAGGACUGUUUGGUACUAAACGUAUGGACACCUCAUGUCAGAAGUAAUACUUCAUUGAAAGACUCACCACUAAAUCCAGUAAUGUUUUGGAUUCAUGGCGGAGCCCUCUAUCUCGGGUCAUCAUUUCAAUACCAAUACAACGGCAGUGCACUGGCAGCUCAUGAUGUGGUGGUUGUGUCCAUGAACUAUAGAUUAGGACAGUUUGGGUUCCUAUACGGUGGCGAUGAUAGGGCGCCUGGAAAUCAGGGCUUUUAUGACCAGUUAUUAGCACUCAAAUGGGUGAGAGAGAAUAUUCAUAAAUUUGGUGGGGAUAGGGAUCAGAUCACCAUAUUUGGUGAGAGCGCUGGUAGUUGGUCAGUAUCGGCACAAAUAUUAUCUCCCCUAUCGAAAGGUCUGUUUAAGAGGGCUAUUAUGGAAAGUGGUGCCCAUAUGUUCAAUAAGAACAGGGAUAUCAGGACUAAAUCUGAGGUUUUAAGCGAUGCCAAGAAUUUGGCCAAACAUUUCAAUUGUAGUGAAAAUGAAUGGUUAGAGUGUUUGCAAAAAGUGGACGCAAACCACUUAAUAGAGGCCACUGUUGUGGGAAUCACUGUCGCCACACUCGACACUGAAUACCUCCCAGUGUCCGCACAUACAGCAUUUGAAACACUAAAAUUCAACAAGGAUCUGGACCUAAUGGCAGGUGUGGCCGCACACGAGGGCUCUACGUUAUUGCGUAUGGUCGUGCAACAUAUCCCACAAAACAUAACUGAAUCUGAUUUUAAGAAAUUAGCGCAAAGUUUUGACUCAUUUUUUCACGACUUAAAUGCCACCGCAAUCAGCGACUUUUAUUUGGGAAAUAUCAAUAAAACUGACCCUGAGCAGGUCAAAUGGGCUCUCUAUGAUUUGUAUGGAGAUCUAUUGAUGGCGUGUCCAACCUAUCAAUUUGCCAAAAACUAUGCUACACACUCGGGCGCCGGUAGAAACCGACCAAAGAGUGGCCAAAAUUUAUAGACAACAAAGCAUUGGACACCAAAUCCCAAGACUUAAAUCCAACGAAAUUAACGCAUAUAAUAGACAACAUAUUUCAUACGACUUGCGAUGGC
Oppiella nova is the source of this 2564-nucleotide messenger RNA. Lineage: Eukaryota; Metazoa; Arthropoda; Arachnida; Sarcoptiformes; Oppiidae. The record is from the annotation of a GenBank genome assembly.